Xenopus laevis (African clawed frog) is the source of this 520-nucleotide messenger RNA. RefSeq names its product ATP synthase subunit g, mitochondrial-like. Lineage: Eukaryota; Metazoa; Chordata; Amphibia; Anura; Pipidae. The record is from RefSeq and is a predicted model, not a curated record. The transcript has 3 exons. Bases 114 to 437 code for a protein of 107 amino acids.
GGUUCUGGGAGGGUGACAUUGGGCGGCGCUAUUUGCAAUACCUUGUCUCUAGUACCCGGCAGAAGGAGGUCGGUCAUCCAUUUCUAUUUUGCUGCAGGCCUUGAACGUUCAUCAUGGCUCAGGCAGCUCAAAGGCUUGUAAAGGCUGUAACCACAAAGACUCCUCAGCUUAUUGGCGCUGCUGUCGGCUACUCCCGUCCACGCCUUGCUACAUUCUGGUACUAUGCCAGAGUUGAGCUCGCCCCUCCAAGUCCUGCAGAGAUCCCAAAAGCCAUUGAGAGCAUAAAGGGUCUGGCCAAGUCUUUCCAAAGUGGCCGCCUGUCUGAGCUCACUGUUAGGGAGGCCCUGCGAAAUGGUCUGGUAGUUACAGAGGUCCUUAUGUGGUUUUAUAUUGGGGAGUGCAUCGGAAAAGGUGGCCUUGUAGGAUACAAUGUUUGAGACUUUUUUUUUCCACUUCACUAUUGUGAUAAUGACAUCAUGGACUCAAUAAACCGUAAAGAAACUCUUCUUCCUCAACAUCA